AUGGCGGAAUCCACAACAGAUGAACACCGCCCAGCAGGCUAUGACGAGGACUUUGUGGAAGCCGUUGAUGAAGAUUUGCAAUGUUUGAUAUGUCAUUUACCCCUUAAAGAGCCAAUUCAAACGAGAUGUGGCCACAGAUUUUGCAAAGAUUGCCUUGAGGAAUACAUUAGAAGGCAUCGAAGGGAAGGUCAGUCUAUAAUUUGUCCGGCAGACAGACAGAGUCUGGACCAAGACCGGGAUGUUUUUCCCGACAAAGCUACAGAAAGGAAAAUUCUUUCAUUGAUAAUCAAAUGUCCAAGUGACGGCUGUGGAUGGACUGGGGAACUGAGGAACAAGGAGGUUCACCUAGAAUCAUGUUCUUUCAUGCUCUUGGCGUGUGACCAUUUUUCCUGUGGAGCAAAAGUGCAAAGAAAACAUCUUGAACAACACCAACUUUCUGAGUGUCCCUGGAGAAUCCUUUACUGUGAAUACUGUAGCGAGCCCCACCCAGAAUGCCAAAUGCUGGAUCAUAUCCAAAAGUGCAGCGGGUUCCCAGUAACUUGUCCAAACAGUUGUGGUCGUUCAAUUCCUAGAAGAAUGGUUUCAACUCACACUGAAGACGAAUGUCCAUUAAGUAUAAUUUCCUGUCCAUAUGCGCGUAUGGGCUGUCAAACAAAGGUGAGUAAGAACAAAGUAUUAGAUGUUAAGAGUAAAGUGUUACAUGGCUGUUUCCAAGAUAAAUGA
This is a messenger RNA of Pocillopora damicornis (cauliflower coral), 723 nucleotides long. RefSeq names its product TNF receptor-associated factor 4. The record is from RefSeq and is a predicted model, not a curated record. Gene Ontology annotation, molecular function: ubiquitin protein ligase binding; zinc ion binding; tumor necrosis factor receptor binding. Gene Ontology annotation, cellular component: plasma membrane signaling receptor complex. Lineage: Eukaryota; Metazoa; Cnidaria; Anthozoa; Scleractinia; Pocilloporidae. Gene Ontology annotation, biological process: regulation of canonical NF-kappaB signal transduction; signal transduction; regulation of apoptotic process.